Vigna angularis (adzuki bean) is the source of this 717-nucleotide messenger RNA. RefSeq names its product pentatricopeptide repeat-containing protein At1g10270. Gene Ontology annotation, cellular component: chloroplast. The transcript has a single exon. Bases 1 to 717 code for a protein of 238 amino acids. NCBI's taxonomy places the organism in Eukaryota, Viridiplantae, Streptophyta, Magnoliopsida, Fabales, Fabaceae. Gene Ontology annotation, molecular function: protein binding. The record is from RefSeq and is a predicted model, not a curated record.
AUGUACCGGUCGAAGUGGUACGAGGAGGCUAUUGCCCUCUUCCACUUCUUCUUCAACCAAUUCAAUAUCGUCCCCAACAUCGUCUCUUACAACAACGUGAUCAACACCCACUGCGACGAGGGUCGUGUCGACGUGGCCCUUGAAGUCUAUCGCCACGUCCUCGCCAACGCUCCUUUCAGUCCCUCCCCCGUUACCUAUCGCCAUCUCACCAAAGGUUUGAUCCAAGCCGGUCGAAUUUCCGAAGCCGUCGACCUCUUGCGCGAGAUGCUCACUAAGGGCCACGGCGCGGAUUCCCUCGUCUACAACAACCUCAUUUCAGGCUUUAUCGAACUGGAGAAUUUGGAGAAGGCCAAUGAGCUCUUCGACGAGCUUAAGGAGCGCUGCCUGGUGUAUGACGGGGUUGUGAAUUCCACUUUCAUGGAAUGGUUCUUCAAAAAGGGUAGGGAUAAGGAAGCCAUGGAGUCCUACAGGUCCUACAGGUCCUUGUUGGAGCGCCAGUUUAGGAUGACCCCUGCCACUUGCAACGUUUUGUUGGAGUGUUUGCUCAAGCAUGCCAGGAAAACUGAGGCUUGGGCCUUGUUUGAUCAUAUGCUCGACAAUCACACCCCUCCCAAUUUCCAAGCUGUUAACUCUGAUACCUCCAAGCUUGGGCCUUGUUUGAUCUUAUGCUUUCGCAAGCUGAGACCCUGUUUGAAGAACUGUGCUCGAAGUCUUUAA